AUGGAAAUAAUGAAACAAGAAAGUUGUGAAAAUGAAUUACAAUUUCAUGUUGAUACAAAUGAUGAUCAAUCAUGGUCAACAACAACAUUAAAAACACCAACAAUACCUUUUUCCAAUUUUUAUAUAACAAAAGGACCAUCAUCAAAUUGUUCAGGUAGUCAUCACAAAUUAUCUGAACAAUUAACAAAUCCAUCAAGUACUAAUAAUGAUGAUACUAUAUUUGAAUUUGAUAUAAUGGAUAUUCCAGUACAUAAACCACGUCUUGAACGUUCUCAAAUUUAUCGAAAUGUUCGUGUAUCACAUGUUGAUGAACAUCUUUCAUUUGUUUAUAUAAUGCUUAAUGAAGAUUGGUUAGCUGCAACAAGAAUGUUAAAUGAUACAUUUCAACAAACUAUUUUAGAUAAACAACCAACAAUUGAUAUUUUAACAUUAAAAACUGAUGGAUAUUAUAUGUGUAAAAGUCAAUCAUCAUGGUUUCGUUGUCGUUUAUUAACAAAAAUAAAUUUAAUUACAAAUGAAGAUAAUCUUGUGAAUGUUUAUUUAAUUGAUUGGGGAAUGGAAAGACAAGUUUUACUUUCGGACAUUCGAGAAAUGCCACAAUCUUUAAGUCGUCAAUCAAUCUGUUGUGUUCAAUGUCGUUUAUCUGGUAUAAAUAAUGUCUCAUUAGCUAAUAUUACAACAUUAGCAUCAUGUCAUCAAUUAUUAAAUUAUCAUGAUUAUGAAAUGCGUGUUCUUGCAAAUGAUUUAAUUAUUCUUAAUCAUAAUAAUGAAAAUAUAAAUGAUCAAAUUAUUAAUUUACUUAAUCAAACUUAUGAUAUGAGAAAAGAAGAAUAUUUAGAAGAUGAAUUUCGACAUCAAACAAUAUUAAAUAUCGGUGAUGAAAAUUGGGCAAUUUUAGCAUCAUAUCGUGGUGAUGAUAAUCAAAAUAAUGAUUUUUAUGUUCUUAUGUGUGAUAAAACAACAAAUGAUGUUGAUAAAGCAUUAGCAGCUAUUGAUUAUCAUCAAUAUAAUGUCAAAGAACCACGUUCAAUUCAUCCACUUUGUGUUAAACCAAGAAUGAUGGUAAUUGCACCAUGGAAACAUGGUAAAGGUGAUGGUGAAGAAAUAACUGGAUAUUAUCGAGCAUGGAUUAGAUCAAUUGAAGGUGAAAAAUGUCGAAUUGUAUUUGUUGAUUAUGGAAAUGAAUGUGAUAUUGAACGUUCAAAUUUAUUAUCAUGUCCAUCAUCUGUCUCAUGUUUACCAUGGCUUGCUAUUCGUGUUCGUUUUCAACAAUAUCUUUCUCAUGAAGAAUUUAAACGUUUUUGGUAUCGAACUGAUUCACAUUGGAUUAAAAUAAAAGUUAAUCGAAUUCAUAAUACACAUUAUACAAUACAAGUUUUUAUUGAUUAUACAUCGGUUAUUUUAUCUGAAGAUAGAAAAAUUAAAAUUCAUUCAAAAGAUAAAUUACCGAAAUCAAUUUCUCAAGAUUUAAAUAAAUUAAAUGAUGAUUUAAAACAUGAAGAACCAAGAUUAAUACGAGAUGAUGUCUCAUCAUUAAUAUUAUAUGAAAUUCGAAAAAAACUAAAUCAACUUGCAGAUAGAUUCGAUGAAAAUGAAAAGAAAAAUGAUGAACGAUAUAAUCAAUUAAUUGAACAACUUCAACAUUAA
Messenger RNA from Adineta steineri, 1647 nucleotides. NCBI's taxonomy places the organism in Eukaryota, Metazoa, Rotifera, Eurotatoria, Adinetida, Adinetidae. The record is from the annotation of a GenBank genome assembly.